This is a messenger RNA of Labeo rohita (rohu), 4376 nucleotides long. It is a transcript of the gene slc17a7b, whose product is annotated as solute carrier family 17 member 7b. The transcript has 13 exons. Bases 100 to 1872 code for a protein of 590 amino acids. NCBI's taxonomy places the organism in Eukaryota, Metazoa, Chordata, Actinopteri, Cypriniformes, Cyprinidae. Gene Ontology annotation, cellular component: synaptic vesicle membrane; excitatory synapse. Gene Ontology annotation, molecular function: L-glutamate transmembrane transporter activity; neurotransmitter transmembrane transporter activity. Gene Ontology annotation, biological process: synaptic transmission, glutamatergic; transmembrane transport; regulation of synapse structure or activity. The record is from RefSeq and is a predicted model, not a curated record.
GUGUGUGGGUGGAAGGGGGGAGUGGAAGUGCGGGUGUGUGCGCGCAGGAGAGCAGGAGCGCGCAGAGUCCCGGUCGGUCCCGCGGUGGAGUUGUAGAGGAUGGAGGUCCGACCUGAGCGUUUUAAAGCAGCAGCGGCGAAAACACUUGGACGGAUAAACAGGGUUCUAGAGAAGCGUCAGGAGAAUGGAGAGACCAUCGAGUUGUCGGCAGAAGGUCGUCCAGAGCUGCAGGAGGAGAAGGAGCUUCCUGUGGUGGACUGUACUUGUUUCGGCCUGCCGCGCCGCUACAUCAUCGCCAUAUUAUCAGGCCUCGGCUUCUGCAUCUCCUUCGGCAUCCGCUGUAAUUUGGGUGUCGCCGUCGUGAGCAUGGUGAACAACCACACCGUCUUUAGAGAUGGAAAACCGUACAUUGUGAAAGCUCAGUUCACCUGGGACCCAGAGACGGUAGGGAUGAUUCACGGCUCGUUUUUUUGGGGAUAUAUCGUCACUCAGAUUCCUGGAGGUUUCAUCUGUCAGAAAUUCGCAGCUAACAGGGUUUUUGGCUUUGCGAUCGUGGCCACGUCUGUCCUGAAUAUGAUGAUUCCCACAGCAGCGCGAUUGCACUUUGGCUGUGUCAUUAUAGUCAGGAUACUACAGGGACUUGUGGAGGGCGUAUCUUACCCAGCAUGCCACGGGAUCUGGGCGAAGUGGGCACCGCCACUAGAGAGAAGCCGACUGGCCACAACAGCGUUCUGUGGCUCAUACGCAGGAGCUGUGAUAGCCAUGCCAUUAGCUGGAGUUCUGGUUCAGUACUCAGGCUGGUCCUCAGUCUUCUACGUGUACGGUAGUUUUGGCGUCUGCUGGUAUUUGUUCUGGAUUCUGGUGUCGUACGAGAGUCCGGCGGCUCAUCCCACCAUCACCCCGGAAGAGAGGAAAUACAUCGAAGACGCCAUCGGAGAAUCGGCUGGACUGAUGAACCCGGUGACGAAAUUCAACACUCCCUGGCGUCAGUUUUUCACCUCUAUGCCCGUCUACGCCAUCAUCGUGGCCAAUUUCUGCAGGAGCUGGACGUUUUACCUGCUGCUCAUCAGUCAGCCGGCGUAUUUUGAGGAGGUGUUUAAGUUUGAGAUCAGCAAGGUCGGGAUCCUCUCUGCUCUCCCUCACCUGGUGAUGACCAUCGUGGUGCCGAUCGGAGGACAGCUGGCCGACUACCUGAGGUCUCACAACAUCAUGACCACCACAAACGUCAGGAAACUCAUGAACUGUGGAGGUUUCGGGUUGGAGGCCACAUUUCUUCUGGUUGUGGGUUUCUCUCACACUAAGGGCGUCGCCAUCUCGUUUCUGGUCCUUGCUGUUGGAUUUAGUGGUUUCGCCAUCUCAGGGUUCAAUGUGAAUCAUCUGGACAUCGCUCCACGUUACGCCAGUAUACUAAUGGGCAUCUCUAACGGUGUCGGGACGCUCUCUGGCAUGGUGUGUCCUCUGAUUGUUGGUGCCAUGACCAGAAACAAGACGCGGGAAGAGUGGCAGUAUGUGUUUCUCAUUGCAUCACUUGUUCAUUAUGGUGGAGUUAUCUUCUAUGGUAUCUUCGCGUCAGGAGAGAAACAGCCGUGGGCGGAGCCAGAGAACAUGAGCGAGGACAAAUGUGGGAUAUUAGAAGAGGACGAGCUGGCCAAUGAAACGGAAGAGCUGUACCGCUCGACGGGCGGCGGCUACGGAGCGACCAUCCAAUCAGGUGACCCCAAUGGGGCGGGGACUGGAGGGGGCGGAGCUGGAGGAAGCUGGGCUUCAGACUGGGACAAAACAGAGGAAUACGUCCAACCUGUGGGAACGAACAGCUUCCUGUACGGAGGAGAGGGAAAUGAGCGAAUGAGUUUGAGAUUCAGAGAUCAAUAGUAAGGCUGGAUGGGAAUGGGAGGGUGGAAAACAAGGACUGACUUUUCCACCCUGGGACGGAGGAAGUGGUUUUGACCCAAACUAGAAAAAAAUAACAUAAUUAACAUCAAAUUUUUCUCAAAAGUGCGUGUCGGAGUGUGUACGUGUCCGUUUUGAGAGCCUGAAAUGUGACCGGUCAAAUGUUUGGACAUUCAAAACAUAAUUUUAGUCACUGUGUCCAAACUUUUGACUCCCUUGUUGUGUGUUUUAGCAGUUCAACUAAUCAUCAAGGGUUUAACAGUGUUACUGUUAUGAAAUAUAAUUGCUAUUUGGCCUAAAUUGUGACAUAAUUGUAAAAGGUGGUUCUUACAAAUGCAAUCCUCUUAACUGAAAUAUAACUCCAAUUAAAAAACAAAACCAGAUUUAGGGAAUUGAUCUCAUGUGCCAAUACUGUGAGGUGUGUGUAGUAUUGGUCCCUUUUCAAUAACAAUCUCAUAGAUAAAUACACAUUUACAGACUAGUGAUGUCAGCCAUUUGGAUAAGCUUAUAGAAGCACUGACAUAAUUAGUUUUUGGUAGCUAAUUCUUUUUAACCAUUCAUUUUUUGAUUUUUAAUUUAUAUUUUUUAAGUAUUUAAUCCAUAACCACAUAGUUAAGUCAUAUUAAUUUGUAUUAAAGCUUAAACAUUUCUUUAAUUUUUAAUUUGUUUGUUUAAAGAGGUCAUCGGAUGCCCAUUUUCCACAAGUUGAUAUGAUUCUUCAGGGUCUUAAUGAAAAGUCUAUAAUAUACUUUGGUUAAAAAUUCUCAGUGGUAGUGUAAAACAACACCCUUUGCUUUAAAUGCAAAUGAGCUCUGCUCGCCCCGCCCCUCUCUUCUCUCUGUGGAGUGACAAGCCUGUUUACUUUAGCCACUUUUAGCCGUUAAACUUGCUAACUAGCACAUUAGGAAAGGCGAUCGCAAAGAUUCAUAAAAAAAUGCUUAUACACACUUCUGCUGUAAGUGAAGCUGAAUCACAAAUGAUUAGCGCAAACAUAGACGGAUAUAUGUAGAUCAGAGGCGCAUUCCCUUCACAAACAAAUGUAAUCUACUGCAUCUUCAGCGGCUCAGAUGUCUGGAGUAAAUGACGACCACUAUGUUCAUUAUUAUCCAGCAACACAACACCUCAAUCGCUCAAUCGGAGAUAUUCUUGUCUAACUUACAUCCCUGCUCCGGCAUCGAAACAAAGAGGGCGGACUGUUACAGCUGAUCUGAGGUAAAACGCUCAUGUCAAUCAACUAUCGUGGGAGUGGCCUCUGUCGGUGUAAUGGCACAACGACAGGCAUCUGAGAAUGGCUCGAUUUGAAAAAGGGAAUAUUAUUUUUACAGAUUAAUUAAAAACCACUGCAUGGAUUUUUAUCAUUAUAGGGUCAAUUUGUACAUACACUGCCAACACACAUUAAUGUUCAAACAACAUGUAAAAGUGAACUUAGCAUCCGAUGACCCCUUUAAAACAAUUUUCAGCCUUUAUUUCUUUUUUGUUCUAAGUCCAACAAAAAUGAUGCCAAGCGCUGACCAUUUGCAUGAAGGGCUUCCACUCAAUGCGAACAACAUGAUAUCGAAAUAUCACUGGUUGAAACGCUCCUUUCUGUUUCACCAUUUAGCUGUUUAAUCUCACAUAUAGAAGAGAACAGAACCAUAAAAUGGUAGUUAAAAGAUGAGAUGAUGAAAGAAAUAACACAGUUUAACUCAAAAUUAAAGUCAGUUUUUAUAUCAGCACUUUCUUUCUCUCCAGCAUGGCACGUGAUAUUUUUAAUAUACUCUCAUAUAAAUGCACAUCAGCAUUUUAAAAAGGUAGUUCACACAAAAAUUUAAGUUUGUCAUCAUUUGCGCACUCUCUUGUCUCCUAAAGCUAUUUGGCUUUAAGAAUCUGUAAGAAUCUGUUGCACUUUGAAUAAAAGGGUGAAUAUCAUGACAAAACGUCAUUUCUUACCUUGUAAUGAACUAAAAAUAAUCUGAAAUUUAAUUUAGUUAAUAGAAGUAUUUUUUUUUUUUUAAAUAUUUUAUAUUCGUUUUUAUUUGAGUUUUAUUUAUUUAUUUUAUUUUAUUUAAAUAUAUUAAUAUAUAAUUUUAAUACAUUCAAAUAUAUUGAUAUAUAUUAAUUAAAUUGUAUUAUAAAUAAUUUUUUGGCAUUUAUGCAAUAAAAAUAAUCCUGUAUUGAAUUUUUUUUUUUUUAAUUAAAAGCAUACAGGUCAUACAGACGAGUAAAUGAUGACAGAAUUUACAUUUUUUGGGGUGAACUGUUUCUUUACUAUCAAUCAAGAAGCAGAUCCCAUAGAAAUGAAGUGAUAUUUCUGUGGUUAUCUCUCUGAAUAAUUAAGAAAAGAUAAUUCACUUAGGAUUAAAUCCCGUCUCUCUAUAGAAGGACGUGUUUAUAACACAUCACUGCGUUUGUGUCUUUUUCUUUCUUUUGGUUUCUUGGGGUUUGUUUCCUACGUAUUUGUUCUAUGUUGUGAAAUGUGAAUGUAAAAAAAAAAAAACUUGUGAUAA